AUAAUUUAUUCAUAAUGAAAUAUGGACAGGAAUUGAAAAAAAGUAUAUUUAUACCAUGGCAGCUUUUUUACGUAUCCUACGAUGUCCUCAAACAGGAACUUAAAUCUCGACAGCUUGAUCAUGGUUGGACAGAUAAAGAUAAACAAGAUUUCACAAGUCUCUUAGAUAAUGAACUUUCCAAAGUAUACGAUUUUAUUAAUGCUAAGCUUUCAGAAAUCGAUGCACGUAUCCUUUAUUGUGAACGUACCAUUCAGACAUUACAAAAGAAACCUAGUAUAUCUUCAGAUACCAAUUAUAGUAUUAUGGACGAGGCGCUCACUGAAAUCUUGUUUGAUGUGAAUGACCUCUCUCGUUUCACUCGCGUCAAUUAUGUUGCUAUUCAAAAAAUUCUAAAGAAGCAUGAUAAAUGGACAGGACUUAAUCUAAAGCACGAGUUUAUAACUCAGUUACGUAAAAAGCCAUUAGAUAAACAACGCUUUGAUGUCGCUAUCGUCUACAUCUCAGCCUUACAUGAUAUUUGUCGUAAUCAAGGUGAACAGUCCUCUGGGAAUAGCGGUGCAGAUAGAGAUCAAAACGCAUUUAAGAGAGCUACUGCAAAAUAUUGGAUCCAUCCUGAUAAUAUCACAGAAGUCAAAGCCAUCAUCAUGCUACAUUUGCCUGUUUUGAUUUUUGAUAAAAAUAAAAAAUGGGAACCUUCUGAUUCAGUCAUUUCAAGUACGUAUUUUGAUAACACAAAUUUUGACUUAUACACAAGUCGAUUACAAAGAGACGAAGAAGCUGAAGCAAUUCGAUUUAGAUGGUAUGGUCCUACAAGUAGUGAUACUAUUUUUAUCGAACGUAAAACACAUCAUGCCUCUUGGUUAGAUGGUGCAUCAGUAAAAGAUCGAUUUAGAAUCAAAGAAAACCAAGUAAAUCAUUUCAUAACUGAAGCUUAUACAGCUGAUCAAAUAGUUGAUAAUUUGAAGCAAGCUGGUACUACUGAAUCCACAAUAGAAAGUAUUCAGUUUAUUGCCCAUGGAGUACAAAAGUCAUUUAGAGAGAAACGAUUAGAACCGAUGAUUAGAGUAUUUUAUAACCGCACAGCCUUUCAGCUACCGGAUGAUCAACGUCUACGUCUUUCUCUUGAUACCGAUUUGACCUUUAUUCGUGAGGAUCAUAUGGAUGGUAUGCAUCGUCGUCAACCCACUUUUAAUUGGCGUCGCAAUGAUGUUGGUACUGAUUACCCAUUUUAUUAUAUAAGAGAGAAUGAUAUCCUUAGAUUUCCUUACGCUGUCCUCGAGACCAAACUACAGACACAUUUGGGCCAACAGCCACCGGCUUGGUUAACAUCACUUAUUGAAUCUCAUCUCGUUCAUGAAGUCCCACGGUUUUCAAAAUAUCUACAUGGUGCUUGUCAUUUUUACCGUGAGAAACUUCCAUUGCUGCCUUGGUGGCUAGCAGAACUUAAUGUCGAUAUUCGUAAACCACGCGCAGAAAACAUUGGUCUUACACGAUCACGAAGUUUCAAGCCCUUAAUUGAUGGUAAAUACCGAAGAGCUAUGAUUGAAGAAAAAGAAAGAGCUAAUCAACAGGCUGUUGUGAGUGCUGAACGUACUUCAUCAAAGUCCAGUAGUUCGCUUUCAACAGUGAACCAAGAAAAUCCAAAGGAGGAACUAGUAUAUAAAACUAUACCUACACCUACACCUAUACCUAUACCUCCUCCUAUCAAAUUCGAUAAUGCCUCCAUCACUUUUAUACCUUCUCAAGCACGAAAACUGUAUGAUUAUGAUAACGAUAACGAUAACCAAAAACAGUAUCAACAACAAGAUUUAGAACUUGGUACACCUGUUACUGGAGAUGAAUUCGAAGUGAAACGGCAAAAGGUCAAAGUUCGAGUGGAGCCAAAGGUAUUCUUCGCUAAUGAACGUACAUUUAUUUCCUGGCUUCAGUUUUGUGCUUUACUUUUGACAGUUGCUCUCAACUUGCUUAAUUUUGGCGAUACAAUAUCACGUACGGUGGGCGGUAUUUUUAUUGGCUUAUCUGCUGGUAUAUCGAUCUAUGCUUUAUAUCGAUUUGAAAAAAGAGCCUGGAUGAUCAGUCACCGGGUUGGCGGUCGUUAUGAUGAUAUUUGGGGCCCUGCAGUUUUAUGUUUUUUAUUAGUCGUUGCACUUAUUGUAAAUAUAUAAAUGCAUAUAUAUUUUUUUCUUUAAAUGAUACAUUAUACGUCAUUCUAACUGUUUAUUAUAGGUGAAUUUUUAUCUUCGAUUUAGAUAAAACAAAGAACCUGGAUACAUAAAUACUAUGAACAUUUCUAUAU
This is a messenger RNA of Cokeromyces recurvatus, 2296 nucleotides long. RefSeq names its product VTC domain-containing protein. Gene Ontology annotation, cellular component: vacuolar transporter chaperone complex; fungal-type vacuole membrane. Bases 15 to 2165 code for a protein of 716 amino acids. NCBI's taxonomy places the organism in Eukaryota, Fungi, Mucoromycota, Mucoromycetes, Mucorales, Mucoraceae. The transcript has 2 exons. The record is from RefSeq and is a predicted model, not a curated record.